This is a messenger RNA of Papaver somniferum (opium poppy), 5006 nucleotides long. Its product is annotated as phosphatidate phosphatase PAH2-like. Gene Ontology annotation, molecular function: phosphatidate phosphatase activity. The transcript is spliced from 10 exons. The record is from RefSeq and is a predicted model, not a curated record. NCBI's taxonomy places the organism in Eukaryota, Viridiplantae, Streptophyta, Magnoliopsida, Ranunculales, Papaveraceae. Bases 622 to 4368 code for a protein of 1248 amino acids.
AAAUAAAUUUAGGCAGCCUUUUCUUUCCACGCCAUCCUACGUCUUCCUGCUGACGUGCAAGUGCCCACCAUUGUAUGUAUCCUCGGCCCAAUCCUUCUUCCUUCCCCACAAAAUCAAAAGAUCAAACAAUUUUAAACCCAAACAUAUAAAUCAAUAGAGAAAAAAAAAAGAUCAAAAUUGACCGCUUUCUUGAUCUUUUCUGUUGUUCAGGUUAGAUGUUGUACAAACAACCCAUUUUUAUUCAUAUUUUUUGAAUUUUGAUUAUAGAUUCUUAAUUGCGGUUCUAUUUUCUUUUUUAAGAUCUAAUUAUUGAGUUGCACAUUGAUGCCAAAGAAUAUACCUAGUAUUAAUUUUGUUAUUCAUCUUCUCUUUUCAAUUUGUAGGACCAUUUCUCUUGGAUUCCAAAUCUGAAUUUCUUUUAACUCAUAUUCUAGGUGAUAAAUCUUGGUGGGUUUGAUUUAUUUUUCAUGAAAAUUCAAUGAAUUUUGUGGGUUUUCUAUACUGGGUUUUGAUUUUUGAUUAUAUAUUAGAUUUGAGUGUUAUUGAUUUGUGUUUAAAAGCCUCACAAUUGGGUGAGGCAUUUGAAAGUGUGAGCAUUUUUCGAUCAAAAGAUCCGGGGAAAUGUUUGCAGUGGAGAAACUCAGUAGUUACAUUACAAAAGGAGUUUAUACGGUAUCAGGUCCAUUUCAUCCAUUCGGUGGAGCUGUUGAUAUUAUUGUAGUUCAGCAACAAGAUGGGAGCUUUAAGUCAUCCCCAUGGAAUGUAAGGUUUGGGAAAUUUCAAGGAGUUUUGAAAACUAAGGAGAAAGUUGUUAAUAUAAGUGUUAAUGGUGUCGAAGCAAAUUUUCAUAUGUAUUUAGAUCAUAAGGGAGAAGCUUACUUUCUAAAAGAUGUUAAAGAAGAUGAAGACGAUUCUGUUGCAUUGUCUUUUAAGUCUUCUGACUAUGAGACGGAUGAUCCGACUCAGAAUGGGAAGUUAAAACAAUCUAGAAGUUGUGAUUUGGAUUCUGAUUUACGAGGUUCAGUUACUCAGAUUAAUGCAGGUAGUCAGAAGAUUGUGCUGACAACUAAUUCUAGCCGAAAACCGAUUUUUGGCUUCAUGUUUGGUCGAAAAUCUGUGGAGGGUGAUAAGCAGGAUGAAGGGAGUGGCGUCGGGAUGGUAAGGGCUAGUUCAUUAGAAUGUGCAGAGAUGGCGGCAGACCUCUUAGAGCUUAAUUGGUCUACUAAUAGAUCAAGUUCGGGUAACUCUUCUAGGUUGUCUGCUUCGAGUCUGCCUGCUGAGGUUUAUAAUGAUUUUCAGAUUAAGGAUGAGAGCAGUUUUGAAAUUUUGGGUGUCUCAGAUGGGAAAGUGGAUGAUUGUUCUGAGCCUGGUAUUCAAAAGUCUGAUUCCUAUGAUGAGGUCAGUAAGCCAGGAGGUCCAUCACCAGCAUCACAGGACCAAGAUGUAAAGUUGUCCAUAUCGGAGGGAAGUGCUUCAAGUCAGGGGGUAGCCGAAGCAUCAAUAGGGAUCGGCAAAUUUGAUGUGCACAAUGUAGAAGUUGAAGAGAGAGAGGAGGUUUCUAUGUCUGAGUUUGCUAUUUUUUGUGAACAAAAUUCACAUUUAGAGAAGCUGGAAGGAGGGUCAGGUAAUAUGCCGGACAACAUAGAAGAGUCAUUUGUUGAAACAGAUGGUUAUUCAAGUUGCAGCGUUUCUCAUGAAGAAGAUCUCUACACAAGAUUUGAAUCUUCAGACAGUCCUAGAAUUGUUGUUGAUCUUCGGCUUGAAGGAAGCUCAAGUGAUAUGCUAGGAGACUUGGAACAAACUUUUGAUGAAACGGAUGGUUAUUCCAGUUGUCGUGCUUCACAUGAUGAAAGAGAAGCUGUCUGCCUGAAUACCGAGUCUUCAGAGAGUCUAAGUAUAGCUACUGAUGUUCUGUGUCAGGGAGGAUCAGGUAAUACGGUGGUUAAUAUGGAUCAGUCUUUUGAUGUACCGGAUAGUUAUUCAAGUUGUUGUGUUCCUCACGAAGAGAGAGAAGGUCUCUGCAUAAAGGCUGAAUCUUCAGAGAGUCCAAAAAUAAAUGUUAAUGUUCCCGAUGAACAAUGUCACGAGAAUGUGAAUAGUUGUGUAGCUGACUGUGAGGUAUCCAUAGUGAAUGUGCAUCCAGAAGUUAAUUGUGAGAAAGCCGAAACAAUCCUGCGUCCUGAAUCCGGUACACUCCUGAUCAAGGAAAUAGCCAAUGGUGAAACUGAGAGUAUUUCUGUUGCCAAAGAUAUGGAUGUUACUACUCUUGAAUUACCUUUGCCUGUUGCUAUCCACCAAGAAGCAGAAGAUGAUAUAAUCGCCAUUACAAAAAGUUUUGAAACAGAUGAACUUGAAGUUACUACUAGUCAAUCUCCAGUAACAGGCUUCUCAAAUUCUAGUUUGUCUGACAUGAGUAACCUUGAAGAAUCCUCUAUACGUGAAGUUCAUUUUUCAAUAGUCACCAAGAACCAAAUGGUUGAUUCAGCUGCAGCAUCAGAGUCAAUAGGCACUUCUAUUUCCUCCAGUUUUAGCCCCUCCAUUCAUAGACAUAAAGAAGAGGAUAAUGUCGGGGGAGAAAAUGAUAAGCUCCAUCCUUCACUUGACGUUGAUUUUGGUCAAGGAGUGACUAUUGAUGAUCUCCAUGAAAAAUUAUCAAACUCAAGCAUGGCAGCGUCAGAUGGUUCAACCGAAGAUCAGUUUCUUUCCAGUGACAUUGAUGAUUUCGUAACAGAUGGUAUGCAGUCCAAGGAUGACUCCAUUACUCAUCCCAUGGUUUCAGUGGAUGAUGCUGUAGGGAUGCAACGUUCAGGUGAUACAAAUACUGAUGCAUCAUUAUCCAAGGAUGAAUUUUCUGUGAAGUGUUCACCAGAUGCUUUUACACCCCUGAUUGAAGAGUCAAAGAAUACAUCGUCACCGAUGAGUAUUCCAAGAAGUCAAAAGGUUGCUGCAGAAGAAUCUAUGAGGAGGAUAGAGUCAGCACCCAUUCUUCGGUCUCACAUUGGGGAUUUGGAGGCAUCUGAUCAUUCUCUCCCUCUUAGCCACUCACUUGGUUCUAGUUCUGAACUAAAGGAUAAUCUUAUUGCUGAAGAUAUUCAACUAUUAGAGAGACUCAAAAGCAUGCCUGAUAACUCUGGAAUUGAGAUAUCUCUAUGCAGACACUUGCUCUUUGAGGGGAUGGGGGUUCUUGCUGCUUCUCAAGCAUUUGAAGCUGAAAAGAUGGCUUUUACUUCUCUACUGCCUAGCCUUUUGAAAGACGACAGGCUCGUUGUGAAAAUCGGAGGACAGUAUUUUCCCUGGGAUGCUGGUGCACAUAUUAUUUCACAGAUAUACUCAUCUACUCAUGAACAAAUUUCUGAGCCUAAAGGUAUGAUAGCUGUGGAUCAAGUUGUGAAAAGCCUCGAAGAUGAUGCAUCAACCACCGUAGCCACCUCUGGUGGAAGCUGGGGAAUUUGGCCUUUCACUUUCAAAAAAUCAGCAUCAACAAAUUCCGUCCAAUCAGUUUUAGAUGCCACAAAAGAAUCUCAAGCUGAUAAUGUGGCCGAGAGCAUUAAUAACAUAGCAGGGGAUGAAAAACCCGAAGAGGCCAAAAUUUCUAAAAAGAGGACAAAAGCGAAGUCCAUUGUUCCAACAUCGGAACAAUUGAAAACCUUGGACCUGAAGGAAGGACAGAAUGAGGUCAACUUCACAUUCUCAACUGCAAUGCUUGGGAAACAGAGGGUGGAGGCGAGAAUAUAUUUGUGGAAAUGGAACACUCGUAUAGUUAUCUCUGACGUAGAUGGGACAAUCACCAAAUCGGAUGUUCUUGGGCAGUUCAUGCCUUUGGUUGGAAGGGAUUGGUCACAGACAGGCGUUGCCCAUCUGUUUUCAGCAAUAAAGGAAAAUGGGUAUCAGUUACUUUUUCUUAGUGCACGUGCCAUCUCACAGGCCUAUAUAACGAGGCGAUUCCUUCUCAAUCUCAAGCAGGAUGGAAAGGCACUUCCUGAUGGGCCUGUUGUUAUUUCCCCUGAUGGGCUCUUUCCUUCCUUAUAUCGUGAAGUUAUUAGACGAGCUCCUCAUGAAUUCAAGAUUGCGUGCCUCAGUGAUAUCAAAGCAUUAUUUCCACCUGAUUGUAAUCCGUUUUACGCUGGAUUCGGCAACAGAGACACCGACGAGUUUAGCUACCUUAAAGUUGGAAUUCCGAAAGGAAAGAUUUUCAUUAUUAAUCCUAAGGGCCAGGUUGCUGUGAAUCGUCGGGUUGACACGAAAUCUUAUACUUCUCUUCAUGAACUUGUCAAUGGCAUGUUUCCACCCAUGUGCUCUUCAGCUGAGCCGGAGGAAUACAACACAUGGAAUUUCUGGAAAGUGCCUCUUCCUGAUAUCGAUAUCUGAAGAUGCCAGCAAGAGGCUAUUAUUGUAUAGGCCACCAUUGGAAUCAAGGCGAAAUGACGUUAUCAUGUUAGUUCUGAUAUCAUUUAGGUAAAUCUACACUCGAAAAUGUCCAUAUUCUCUGUACUACCUGAAUGCGCAUUUAGGGGGUAUCCUGAGAACAUAUUGUAUUUCAUCACAGUGACCAACCUCAAAAUCUCAUAUACAUCUCGUUCUGCAAUUAUUCAUAGUGCAUGGACCCAGCUCUGCGAAACCAGCAAAGUUGUGCAAUUCGUAGAAUAUGGACAACAUUAAAAGGCUGGCGUACUCCUUGUGUUGAUGUAUGUAUAUCCUGGGCUGCAGAAACUGAUGGAUGUUUAAAGAUCUAGGGUAACAGAGAGAUGCAAUCUCCUUAGUUCCUAGAUAAUACCUUUUUACCGUAUUGUUGCGUACUUAUACAGUCUGUGUAAAGAGCGAAUAAUACUAGGCAACUCAACUGUAUCUUUGUAGAGGUGGACUGUUUCAAAGGUGAAGGGGGAUCUCAACUGUCUUUGUAGAUGUGAAAUGUUUCGAAGGUGAAGGGGGAUAAAUAACUAGAGAAGAAACAUAUACAUGUAUCCUUGUUUAUAUAAUGCAAAUUUUCUUUAAUAUUCAUUGAUUAA